Molecule: messenger RNA, 1105 nt
Organism: Myotis myotis
Lineage: Eukaryota; Metazoa; Chordata; Mammalia; Chiroptera; Vespertilionidae
Gene: PRSS33
Product: serine protease 33
Exons: 5
Coding region: 1-810 (269 amino acids)
Biological process (GO): proteolysis
Molecular function (GO): serine-type endopeptidase activity
Source: RefSeq, a predicted model, not a curated record
AUGAGGGGGGCUUCCUGCCCCCGGGUACUGCUCCUGCUGCUGCUACCCUGCGGGCAGCCUCGUGUGUCCAGUCGGAUCGUAGGGGGCCAGGACGCCCGGGCCGGAGAGUGGCCGUGGCAGGCGAGCAUCCAGCACCGCGGGGCGCACGUGUGUGGGGGCUCGCUCAUCGCCCCGCAGUGGGUCCUGACCGCGGCGCACUGCGUCCAGAGGCGGGCGCCAGUGUCUGGGUACCGCGUGCGCCUCGGGGCGCUUCGUCUGGGUCAGGCCGCGCCCCGCGCGCUCUCGGUGCCCGUGCAGAGGAUGCUGCUGCACCCCGACUACGCUGAGGACGGGGCCCGCGGUGACUUGGCAUUGCUCCAGCUGCGCCGCCCAGUGCACCUGAGCUCCCGAGUCCAGCCCGUGUGCCUGCCGGAACCCGGGGCCUGGCCGCCACCCGGUACUCCGUGCUGGGUCACUGGCUGGGGCAGCCUCUUCCCAGGAGUGUCACUUCCAGAGUGGCGACCUCUUCAGGGAGUAAGAGUGCCGGUGCUGGAUGCGGGCACUUGCGACCACCUCUACCAUGUAGGCACCCAUGUGCCCCGCGCUGAGCAGAUAGUGUUACCAGGGAACCUGUGCGCUGGCUACGUCCAGGGCCACAAGGAUGCCUGCCAGGGUGAUUCUGGGGGACCCCUGACCUGCUUGAAGUCUGGGCGCUGGGUCCUGGCGGGCGUGGUGAGCUGGGGCAAGGGCUGUGCUCUGCCCUACCGUCCAGGUGUCUAUACCAAUGUCGCCAUGUACAGCCGUUGGAUUCAGGCUUGCCUCGACCGCUGAUGUGGUGACUCUGACUUGGGUUCCUCAGCUACUUGGUCCCUCUGGGGACCUGCACAUCCCCAACCCUUCCACGUCUCACUUGAGGCUCAGAGGCCCGAUAAAGCUAAGGGGCCAUCUCUCCAUCCAGCUGUCCAUCCCCUGCCUUCCUUGGGGGUCACCAAACCUGGGCUGCCAGCCCUGCUCCAGGAGCCUCCCAUCUGUGGGGGUCUCACACUCCUGCCUCCCCUUCCUGCUCAUUUAUCCUCCUCAGCUCCAGCCAGGACUGGGCCUGGGCACCAGCGACGGUAAGUGGCAU